This is a messenger RNA of Dictyostelium discoideum AX4, 1743 nucleotides long. RefSeq names its product G-protein-coupled receptor family protein (gene fslK). NCBI's taxonomy places the organism in Eukaryota, Evosea, Eumycetozoa, Dictyosteliales, Dictyosteliaceae. The transcript has 5 exons. The record is from RefSeq and is a predicted model, not a curated record. The coding region runs from base 1 to 1743 and encodes 580 amino acids. Gene Ontology annotation, cellular component: membrane.
AUGAGAGUUUUAUUCAUUUUAUUUUUAUUUUAUUUUUACACAUAUACAGAAGCACAACAAUAUUAUCCAAUCGAUCCAACAGGAAAAUGUGAACAAUAUAUUGGAGACUCUGUAAUAACACCAUGUAAUUCAAUAUAUGUUUCAUCAACAGCAAAUCAAUCAACAGCAAUGUUAUCAUUAAAUUUAUAUUUUUCAUUAUUAGGAGGUAGUUCAGCAUCAUGCCAAAAUGCAUAUACUUUUGCCACGUUAUGUUCAACAUAUUUACCAGAAUGUGAAAUUUUCAUAGAUAAUAGUACAAAUAAAGAGAUUGCAAUGCCAAAAAGAGUUUGUUUGGAUACUUGUAAUAGUGUUUCAAAAAAUUGUCAAAUUACAAGUUAUUUUGAUUGUAAUCAAUUGGAACCAAUUAGUAAAUUACCUUUAUUUCCAAAAGAAUCAUCAGAUUAUAAUUUAACAACAUAUGGAGGAGAAUUAAAUUAUAGAUUAGAUUGUUAUGAUCCACCAAAAUCAAAUGAAACCACUGUAAUUGGUUAUUGCCCAUUUCCAUUAGUUUUUAGAAAUAGAACAAUUGUUGGAAAAGGAAGUGAUUCACUUGAUAAUAGUGAAAACUAUGGAUAUACAUAUGUUAGUGAGGAUAGUUAUUGUACAAUUCCAUGUCCAGCACCAAUUUUCUCAGAGAAACAAUGGGAUAAUAUUUUCGAUACAAGUGAUGCAAUUUCAUUGGUUUCACUACUUUGUUCAGUUUACUUAUUCAUAACAUAUAUGGUAAUAAAUCCAAAAAGAAAUAAAUAUGAUUAUUUCUUUAGUUUUUUCGUACUAAGUAUUAUUUUAAUGUCGAUAGCUGGUACAAUUGGAUUUUCAGUUGGUGGAACGAGAAAACUUCUCUGUCCAGAGAUAAAUCGUAGAGGUGUAUAUACAGAUCCAGCAGUUGCUGCAGCUGGUUGGAUUUUUCAAUUUGCAAUUAUAAAUGCAAUUCUAUGGUUUUCAAUCAAUUCUUUUGAAUUAUGGUUCCAAAUUAAAUUUAUAAAGAGAAAAUUACAUUUAAUAAAGUUUUACAUUCUUGCAGUUUUAGUAAUUUCAAUUGCACUAUCAGUACCACUUUCGGCUAUAGGUGAGUUUAAUGCUGGUUUGGGUAAUUUUGUAGUUUGGAUUGAAUCUGGAAAAUAUCAAAAUUGGUUUUUCUGGGGUCCCUUAGGUAUAGUUUUAACAGUAGGUACAACUUUUAUUGGUUUAGUUAUUUGGGAAAUUUAUAAAAUUGUUUCUUCAACAAAUAAAAGUGAUUUUUUCAAAUUACAAUUAAAACCUUUAAUGAAUAUGUUGUUAAUUUAUCUUACAUUUGUUUAUUUAUUUGGUUAUAAUUUUUAUAUUCAUAAUUCUUUAAAUGGUUUCUAUGGUUCAUCAGAAGAGUUUAAAAAUUGUAUAAUUUCAACAGAUGGUAAAGAUUGCAGAAUUCAGGGUCCUCCAUAUAGUUCAAUUUUAAUGUUUGUUUUUUGUCUUAGAAUUUAUGGAGUGUAUUGCAUUGCAUUAUAUGGGUUUUCACCUAAAACUAGAUCAAUUUGGUCAAAUUCUAUUGUUUUCAAUAAUUCAAUGGCAAAUAAACUCAAAACUUUGUAUAUUAGCAGUGGAACUACCAAGGGAGGAACAUCAUCAACUGAUAUAAAAAUGUCAACAAAUAAUAAUUCAAAUAUGGAUAGUGGGGGUGGUAAAAGUAGUUCAAUGGAACCAGAUGAAAUAAUAUUACGUUAA